Messenger RNA from Adineta steineri, 564 nucleotides. Lineage: Eukaryota; Metazoa; Rotifera; Eurotatoria; Adinetida; Adinetidae. The record is from the annotation of a GenBank genome assembly.
AUGAUAUCUAUUGAUACAGUUCAAUCUGAAGAGGACAUAUUGGGCAUUGUAGCGUUAUUACAAAUCAAUCUUCGACGUAAUCUUUCUCUCGAUAAGCAAUGUUCAAAUGGUUUUGUUUCCAUUGAAUAUGAACCAAAAUUUCUUCAAAAAAUAAAUCAAUUGGCACCAAGUAUUAUAGCCAAAGAUUCAACUUCUAAAGUAGUCGGCUACUCUUUAGUGAUAUUACCUCAAAUUGCAGUAGAAUUACCAGAACUUAAUAAAAUAAUUUUAUUAAUCAAGAAACUUGAAUACAAAAAUAUACCUCUUCAAAAUUAUACUUAUUACAUAAUGGGUCAAGUUUGUAUCGCUAGUGAUUAUCGAGGUCAAAAGAUUUUUGAUCGCAUGCUACAUAAACAUCGUGAAUUAUAUGCCGAUCGUUAUCAACUAUUGAUUACAGAUAUUUCAGAUAAAAAUAUUCCUUCAUUUCGUGCUCAUGCUCGAGUCGGUUUCGAAACAAUAUAUUCAUAUAACGAUCCAAUUUCAAAUGAAACGUGGCAUAUCGUAUUGUGGGAUUGGCAAAAAUAA